AUGCUUUACAAGAAGGCUAAACGUUUGAGAGUAGCAUCUGGAAGAGAUGGCGGCGACGCAUCCUCAGACGCCUCAGGGAAGGACAAGGCUCAAGUCCGUCGAGCUCAGGUGCGGAAAGCCCAGAUCCAGCACCGUCAACGGAAGGCGAACUACGUCAAGCAGCUAGAAGUCGACAUUGCGGGCAUUCGAGAUAUGAUUGCAAAAGCAGAGAGAGACAGAGAGACAUUGAUGAACGAGAACGCCGCCAUCAGGACACAUUUGGAGAAUGUUCUAACACGGGCUGAGAAUCCAAUGUCAGGAGGAGAUCUGCCGCCCACAUACAUUCCCACUACUGUUCCAGAAUUUCACGACUUUGACUUGAACGACCUCACGCUUGACUUUGGCAUCGAUGAUAUCAUGGACAGCCCAGUCUUUCGCCUCUCGGGCCCAGGGUCAAACGCCGGCGAAGGUUCAAGUACGAGCGUGGCUGGUCAAGACCCGAGUCAGGCGAAGGCCAACUUGAAGGGCAACGAGCCCGAGCCACCGCCUUUUCCCACCGAUGUUUCGUGGCAAGCAUCCGGCCUGACGCUCCAGUCUCUGUACGGCCUCGCCUGCUCACUGAAUCCUUCGGACGAGGACUUGACGCCGGUCCAGGCUUGGUUCGAGCUCGCGAACCAGUACCCCAUGGCAAUUCUCCUGCGAGGAGACAUCGUUAAUGCUUUGAAACGAGAGUUCACAGGUGUCGUGAAAUGCCCUCACUACGGUGCUGUCAUUGAGCGGAGUGCAUUCGACAGCGUUGUCGACCGUGUUCUAGGCCCAGAGCUCAUGGUAGACCCAGCUUUGCACUGA
Phaeoacremonium minimum UCRPA7 is the source of this 828-nucleotide messenger RNA. RefSeq names its product putative alanine racemase protein. Gene Ontology annotation, molecular function: transcription cis-regulatory region binding; DNA-binding transcription activator activity, RNA polymerase II-specific. The record is from RefSeq and is a predicted model, not a curated record. Gene Ontology annotation, cellular component: RNA polymerase II transcription regulator complex. The transcript is spliced from 3 exons. The coding region runs from base 1 to 828 and encodes 275 amino acids. Lineage: Eukaryota; Fungi; Ascomycota; Sordariomycetes; Togniniales; Togniniaceae.